Molecule: messenger RNA, 2380 nt
Organism: Saimiri boliviensis boliviensis (Bolivian squirrel monkey)
Lineage: Eukaryota; Metazoa; Chordata; Mammalia; Primates; Cebidae
Gene: ANGPTL1
Product: angiopoietin like 1
Biological process (GO): fibrinolysis; blood coagulation; platelet aggregation
Cellular component (GO): fibrinogen complex
Molecular function (GO): extracellular matrix structural constituent; protein-macromolecule adaptor activity
Source: RefSeq, a predicted model, not a curated record
UGAGUCUACUGAGAAAGAGGGAAUCACUAUUCAGGGGUACUGUAUAUACAAUCUAGGUCAGCUGCAGCUGGUUACUGCAUUUCUCCAUGUGGCAGACAGAGCAAAGCUACAACGCUUUCUCUGCUGGAUUAAAGACGUCCCACAGACCAGAUCUUCUACUAUACUACUUAAAAUUACAUAGGUUGCUUGUCAAAUUCAAUUGAUGAGUAUUGUAAAAGGAAAAAGAAGUUCCUUCUUACAGCGUGGAUUCAACGGUCCAAAACAAAAAUGCAGCUUCCAUUAAAGUAACAGAUGAACAAACUUCUACACUGAUUUUUAAAAUCAAGAAUAAGGCAGCAAGUUUCUGGAUUCACUGUAUCAACAGAUACAAAAAGACAUCAUUUACAACCUCAUUCAAAAUGAAGGCUUUUACCUGGACCCUAGGUGUGCUAUUCUUCCUGCUAGUGGACGCUGGACACUGUAGAGGAGGACAAUUCAAAAUUAAAAAAAUAACCCAGAGAAGAUACCCUCGUGCCACAGAUGGUAAAGAGGAAGUAAAGAAAUGUUCAUACACAUUCCUGGUACCUGAACAAAGAAUAACAGGGCCAAUUUGUGUCAACACCAAAGGGCAAGAUGCAAGUACCAUUAAAGACAUGAUCACCAGGAUGGACCUUGAAAACCUGAAGGAUGUGCUCUCCAGGCAGAAGCGGGAGAUAGAUGUUCUGCAACUGGUGGUGGAUGUAGAUGGAAACAUUGUGAAUGAGGUAAAGCUGCUGAGAAAGGAAAGCCGUAACAUGAACUCUCGUGUUACUCAACUCUACAUGCAACUAUUACAUGAGAUUAUCCGUAAAAGGGAUAAUUCACUUGAACUUUCCCAACUGGAAAACAAAAUCCUCAAUGUCACCACAGAAAUGUUGAAGAUGGCAACGAGAUACAGGGAACUAGAGGUGAAAUAUGCUUCCUUGACUGAUCUCGUCAAUAACCAAUCAGUGAUGAUCACUUUGUUGGAAGAACAAUGCUUGAGGAUAUUUUCCCGACAAGACACCCAUGUGUCACCCCCUCUUGUCCAGGUGGUACCACAACAUAUUCCUAACAGCCAUCAGUAUACUCCUGGUCUGCUGGGAGGUAACGAGAUUCAGAGGGAUCCAGGUUAUCCCAGAGAUUUAAUGCCACUACCUGAUCUGGCAACUUCUCCCACCAAAAGCCCUUUCAAGAUACCCCCGGUAACUUUCAUCAAUGAAGGACCAUUCAAAGACUGUCAGCAAGCAAAAGAAGCUGGGCAUUCGGUCAGUGGGAUUUACAUGAUUAAACCUGAAAACAGCAAUGGACCAAUGCAGCUAUGGUGUGAAAACAGUUUGGAUCCUGGAGGUUGGACUGUUAUUCAGAAAAGAACAGACGGCUCUGUCAACUUCUUCAGAAACUGGGAAAAUUAUAAGAAAGGGUUUGGAAACAUUGAUGGAGAAUAUUGGCUUGGACUGGAAAAUAUCUAUAUGCUUAGCAAUCAAGAUAAUUACAAGUUAUUGAUUGAAUUAGAAGACUGGAGUGAUAAAAAAGUCUAUGCAGAAUACAGCAGCUUUCGUCUGGAACCUGAAAAUGAAUUCUAUAGACUGCGCCUAGGAACUUACCAGGGAAAUGCAGGGGAUUCUAUGAUGUGGCAUAAUGGUAAACAAUUCACCACACUGGACAGAGAUAAAGAUAUGUAUGCAGGAAACUGUGCUCACUUUCAUAAAGGAGGCUGGUGGUACAAUGCCUGUGCACAUUCUAACCUAAACGGAGUAUGGUACAGAGGCGGCCAUUAUAGAAGCAAGCACCAAGAUGGAAUUUUCUGGGCUGAAUACAGAGGUGGGUCAUACUCGUUGAGAGCAGUUCAGAUGAUGAUCAAGCCUAUUGACUGAAGAGAGACAGUCACCAAUUUAAACGACACAGAACUUUGUACUUUUCAGUUCUUAAAAAUGUAAAUGUUACCUGUAUAUUACUUUGCACAAUUUAUUUCUACAUACAAAGUUUUUCAAAUGAAUUUUACUGUAACUAUAAAAGGGGAACCUAUAAAUGUAGUUUCAUCUGCCACCAGCUACUGCAGAGAAUUAUGUGUAUCCAUAUACUAGUUAUUUUAAAAAUUAUGUUGACUAAAUACAGUUUGUUUUCUAAAAUGUAAAUACUUGUCACAAUGUAAAACAAAUCUUAGCUAUAUUUUAAAUCAUAACUAAAUAACAUGUUCAAGAUACUUAACAAUUUAUUUAAAAUCUAAGAUUGCUCUAACUUCUAGUAAAAUUUUUUUUUAAAAUUUCAGCCAAGUAAUGCAUUUUAUUUAUAAAAAUAUAGACAGAAAAUUAGAGAGAAACCUCUAGUUUUGCCGACAGAAAAUACUUCUUCCAUUGAAUAAAAGCUAUUUCAAACUGAA